AUGAGUUUGGGUGGUUUUGGGACUGUAUUUAAAGUGAAGCAUAGAUUGGAUGAUAAGAUAUUUGCCGUUAAAAGAGUGCAAUUUAAGGAUUUUAAUGAAGAAGAUAAGCAAAAAGUCCUAAAAGAAGCGAAAAUGUUGUCAAAACUAGACUCAAAUUUUGUGGUAAAAUUUUAUUACUCGUGGAUUGAAUCAAAUUAUUUAUACAUACAAAUGGAGUAUUGCUCUCAAAAUCUUAAACAAAUCAUUGAUGAAAAAGCCAUUGUCUUCGAGAGACAACCGGAAGACCCGAUGAAUAUAUUUGAAUAUUUUAUUUGCUGUGAAAUAUUCAAAGAGGUAUUAGAAUGCGUCCAAUAUAUACACGAAUCCAAUCCUCCUGUAAUUCAUCGGGAUCUAAAUCCCAGAGAUAUACUCAUUACCAUCAAUAAUAAUAACAAUCGCUUUAUAAAAUUGGGUGACUUUGGUUUGGCCACCGAUCACGACAUGCCAUCCAUGAGCCACACCGGGAAUGUCGGGAGACCUGGAUAUAUGGCACCUGAAAUACAUUUCAUUUCCAAUUAUACCACUAAAGUUGACAUCUAUAGCCUGGCACUCAUUGCACACCAUUUAUUUGAUUUAUUCAAAAUAGAACAUCAAAUGGAAAAAUACAAUAUAACCAUGUUAUCAACAAAUAUCAAGAAAUUGUAUGAAAUAAUUGAACAAAUGCUGGAACCAAUACCAGGCAAACGACCCACCAGUGCUCAAAUACUUCAAUGCUUUAACCAGUGGUAUAUUGAUAAGUCGUUAAUCACUGGCGAUAACACAUAUAAUGAUAUAUUACAAAAUAUAAUCUCCGGCAAGACCAAUACAACUCCGGCAAACACCUCUACCGAUUGGGUGGACGACUUUUACAGCAGAAUGCGUUGCGAGCGGACACGACUUGGCACAUACCACGUGCCCGGACAUGAUUGGCCCAACGCAAACGUAACACCCGGCGAUUUGGCCAGCGCUGGAUUUUUCUACACAUUAACUGAUGAUAUGGUUGAGUGCGCUUUUUGUGGGCUGGGUAUCAAUGAGUGGGUGCCCGGAGACCGUCCAUUAGAUCAACACCGAAUUCACUCGCCACUGUGUCCAUUCAUUACUGGAAAUGACAUGAGCAAUUUACCCAUAUCAAACGACCAUGAUGGUUUUAUAAUACCUCACCCGAGCCUUACGCCCGAUAUUCCCGACGAUAUUAACUCUAAUUUUGGGUUUAAUUCAGCUCGGGUCAAUAUUCCCGGUUUGGGGGUGGCGGUUAACCAACACAUUCCUGGUUCGGGAACGUCGGGUAAACGCCACGUUCCCGGUGCCGGCCAACUCGAUUACACAGAUAUUGAUGUGCGAAUGAAAUCAUAUGUUUGUAACGGUUGGGACCUAUCGAUACCCGUCCCCAUUGAUAGGUUAUCAGCCGCUGGAUUUUAUUACUUGGGACGCUCUGAUUGGGUGAAAUGUUUUUGUUGUGGAGGCAAAGCGCGUGAUUGGUCCCCCGGCGAUAACCCCUGGGUUGAACAUGAGAAAAUGUACCCAGAUUGUCAUGAAGACAAGAAACAAACAAUUCUCAAAGAAGUGAAAUGUUUAGCAAAACUUGACUCAGAAUAUGUGGUAAAGUAUUAUCACUCAUGGCUUGAGUCCAAUCAUCUCUUCAUUCAAAUGGAGUUUUGUUCACAAAGUCUUAAAUCUGUUCUCAAAGACAAACCCAAUGUCUUCGGCCGACAACCGAACGAAGCAAUGAAUAUACUUUGUGAAAUAUUCAAAGAGCUCUUAGAAUGUGUUGAAUACCUCCACGAAUCCAAUCCUCCACUCAUUCAUCGGGAUCUCAAACCCGACAAUAUAUUAAUUAAACACAACGUUAGAAAUAAUCGUUUUGUAAAACUAUGUGACUUUGGUUUAGCCACAGAUCACAUGAUAUCAUCCAUGAGCCUCACGGCAGGGGUGGGGACUUCACAAUACAUGGCUAUUGAAACAUAUCAGCGCCGGUACACAACAAAAUCAGACAUUUAUAGUCUGGGAUCGUAUUAA
Molecule: messenger RNA, 2034 nt
Organism: Medioppia subpectinata
Lineage: Eukaryota; Metazoa; Arthropoda; Arachnida; Sarcoptiformes; Oppiidae
Source: the annotation of a GenBank genome assembly